CCCGCCCCGCCCCUCUGCGCGCCGCCGGCUGCGGGUCUGGGCGAGCAAGCGAGCCGGUUCUCAUUUAACAUGGAAGAUGAGUUCUUAGGAGAAAAAAGCUUCCAACGUUAUUGUGCAGAAUUCAUCAGACAUUCACAACAGAUAGGCGAUGGUUGGGAAUGGAGAACAGCCAAGGAAUGUUCUGAUGGCUACAUGUGCAAAACACAGUUUCAAAUAAAAAAUGGGACUACGACAUCACAUCUGGGAACACCUGCCAAUGUACAAACGUGUCUUCCAACAGAGGAGAAUUUAGAGCUCCUGGUGGAUGAUUCUGAAGUGACAGAGUCCGCAGCAGCGUCCGAAGCAAUUAAAUACGAGUACCAUGUCUUAUACUCCUGCAGCUACCAAGUGCCCGUUCUCUACUUUAGGGCAAGCUUUUUAGAUGGGAGACCUUUAGCCCUGAAGGAUAUAUGGGAAGGAGUCCAUGAAUGCUAUAAGACGCGACUGCUGCAGGGACCAUGGGACACCAUCACCCAACAGGAGCACCCAGUGCUUGGGCAACCAUUCUUUGUUCUACAUCCCUGCAAGACAGACGAAUUCAUGACUGCGGUGCUGAGACGCUCUCAGGAAACCAAUAGAAAUGUCAACUACAUCACAUCCUGGCUGAGCAUUGUGGGGCCAGUUGUUGGUCUGAAUCUACCUCUGAGCUAUGCUAAAGCAUCAUCACAGGAUGAGUGAUGACGAGCGAGAAACUGCGGCAUGGAGGACGCCAAGAGUAUACCUGGGAGGCCCCGGUGUUUAUGGAAAUGGGACUGCAGUAUCUCAUGUCACCAAGAUUUGAUGCAGAUUUCUUUCCUUGAGAAGAAAACGUCUGCAAACCUGUUUGGAAUAGUGGUUGUGUGGAAGGAACACUUCACAGAUUCAGAUCACUGUAAAGAGCAAAAAUGAAUCUAUUUCAGUGAUGUUGUAGUUCUGUUCAUGUGACUCUAAAAGCCAUAAGUCAUAAAUAUUCUUGCUUAUAGUAAUGGUGAACACGUUGACUUUGGCUGUGUGCUAAGUGUCCUGAGUUUAGAUGAGCAUCCCAGUAACUGAAUACCACUGUUUUCAUCAGGGAUCACACAGGUCCUUUUCCUCUAGACAUAGUUCUUCUGUUAUGGAGAUUGAUAGAGAAAUGUGUUUGUGUGUUCAGUUUCAUAUAAGAUGUAUGAAAAUUAAAAUGUAAAACUUACUUGUCAAAAUAAAACUGUUCCAUUAUAAAUCAAUGUCAGAUGUUUUGUUACAGCGAGAAAAACAGAGGCACGUGUGGCCAGAGAUGGCUUUGUGAGAAGGGGUCUGUACUAGGGUGAGGCAGCGCUCCUCUGGAGAAUCAUGGAAGUCUGUAAGAGCACCCCAGUCCACAUCUGCCAGGUAACGACUGAACUCUGAAUGAGCAGAAGUAGAAAGGGCUCAUCUAAACUGCUAGGAAAGCUACAU
Messenger RNA from Onychomys torridus (southern grasshopper mouse), 1452 nucleotides. It is a transcript of the gene Atg10, whose product is annotated as autophagy related 10. The transcript is spliced from 8 exons. The coding region runs from base 70 to 717 and encodes 215 amino acids. The record is from RefSeq and is a predicted model, not a curated record. Gene Ontology annotation, biological process: macroautophagy; protein lipidation; protein modification by small protein conjugation. Gene Ontology annotation, molecular function: Atg12 transferase activity. Gene Ontology annotation, cellular component: intracellular anatomical structure. NCBI's taxonomy places the organism in Eukaryota, Metazoa, Chordata, Mammalia, Rodentia, Cricetidae.